Molecule: messenger RNA, 14385 nt
Organism: Photinus pyralis (common eastern firefly)
Lineage: Eukaryota; Metazoa; Arthropoda; Insecta; Coleoptera; Lampyridae
Gene: hiw
Product: E3 ubiquitin-protein ligase MYCBP2
Exons: 55
Cellular component (GO): nucleus
Source: RefSeq, a predicted model, not a curated record
GCUACAUCGCCAAGGGUGAAUCAUCUCUUGAAAAAUCAAUAUUCAAGUUGACUAUUUAUGUGUACGUUCUCCCCUACGUAAAAAUGUUUCUAACUAAAGAUACAAUAAACAUGUUGCCCGAACCGGAAGAUUUCGGUACGCUUUUCCAUGAAAUGUACCGAAUUUUGCCCGACAGUCAACGUAGAAAGCAGGAGUGGAAAAAGUCCAAACGCAAGUGUGUCAAAAUAAAGUAUCGGCAGAAGAAUAAGUUAGACCUAAUGACCGACUAUGAGUCCCAAAUACCACCCGAACUCGAACUACCUGGCAACGCUUCUGCGUUCGCGAUGUUUGCAUCCGUUCGACUCGCCGUAUUGGAGCGUUGGAUGCGACAGGCCAGUCAGGAGUAUUUGCAGAGCAGCUGCAGUAACCCGGUGCAAGAUCAGAGCGAAAUUGACACAGAUACCGAAGAUAACUCUCAGAGUAGUUCGACUUACAUCCCCGUACGUGUCUCGAAGAUUGUCGGGCUCGGCUUACGUUCCGUGUUCGAAUUAAUCAAGGAGAGUAGGACUAGUCAUCCGGGACUGUGCACGAAAGCUUUGUCGGCGCUUUUGGACGUCUUGCAAGGGCAGAUGCCGGAAGGUUUAAAAGCCGAGCCGUCGGAUGUGAUCGAUUCGUUGUUCGAGCUACUGCUCGAUUUGGCAACUUUACACGGGCCGGAGAGUUCGGUUGCUAACGACGGGACACACUUAACUGCAAUUGCUUGUGCUUGCUUGUUGUCUUUGGUCGUGGUUAGGGGCGAUACGGGGAAAUACCUGUCUGCUACGGCUGCUUUACUUAUGUGCCCGAGAGCUCUUGCAAUGCAGAAUAUUCAGAUGCCUGGAGUCCUAACAGCACUUCAACGAAGUAUCCAUGGAAUAUUACUGGGAAAAACAAUUCGACCAGAUUGGAUCACGCACGGUGUGCCCCACACCUCCAAAAUCGACUCGUUUCAAGUACGAAUGCCGUCCGACGUUCAAAACGUCCCACUCACGCUUAAAUCGCUAGCUACAGACGGACAAUAUCUAUACCUGUUUUCCUCAAGGGGACUUUUCAAAAUUGGAUCUGGAUAUGGUGGCACGUUAAAAGGCCACGUGUACAUUUGGAAACCCGAUUUUUAUCCAAAUGAUAAGGGCAGUCUAGUCUAUUGCGACAAUAACCUCUACUUAAAACUAAUCGGACGAAGAGGUGGGGAGUUUUUGAUAAUAGAACGACAGGGUCUUCUCAUUUCGGGCUCUUUGCCGGUUUCUAGCCGAGACGCUGCAACUUCAGUUGUGUUUUCAGACGGCGAGCUUUUAGGCACUAUAUCUCCGACUAAAGAUGAUGGAUUUGUGGUGCGAAUGUUGAAUCACAAGACUGUGCCGGCAUCUUUAAUAACCGAGUUACCCUUGAAAUUGGCGCGCAAAUGCGUUGACGCUUUGGGUAUCGCGUCGUAUGAGAGCGAUAUUGUUUCUCACACAGUAAACGUCGGUAACGAGGAGGAGGUUGCUACGGUGUGUGGGGGAAAAGAGUUUGGUCUUUUAAGAACAACUUCUGGAAAGGUUUUUUAUUGCGGGAAAGCAGCGUCGCUUGGUGUUAAACAAGUGGGUGUACGCACCGGUAAGUGGACCGAGCUGGUUUUAACGAAGACGCCCAAAAUUACUCACGUUGCUAUGGGACAUGACGGAUUACACUCGAUUCUCCUGACGGAAGAUGGAUCAGUGUUCUUUGCAGGAACUGCACGACGUGGUGAAGAUGGUGAUCAGAAUAAAAUGAGACGUCAGCCUAAACCGACGAAACCGAAAAAAAUGAUUAAAGUAGAUGGGCAGUUCAUUGUUAAUGCAGCUUGUAAUAACGGCUCUACCGCUUUAGUUACUCGUGAUGGAGAAUUGUUAAUGUUUGGUAAAGAUACCACCCACGCUGAUCACACAACAGGUUUGGUUUGCAAUUUGAAAGGGGAGUUUAUCGUACAGGUAGCUUUGGGUAAGGCACAUGCUGUGGCAUUGACCACGAAAGGUCAGGUCUUUACUUUUGGAAUAAACAACAAGUAUCAGUGUGGACGGGAUUUUAUGCCUUUUAACAAAGAAGAAUCAGCUCCAACGGUUGUUGCAAUGGAAACGGGUGGCGCAAGUCACGACGAGCAAGAUAUGUUUGAUGAUUUAGAAGAAAUUGCAAAUCGAGAGGAAAUUGAAAACGUUCCUGGGAGUUCGGAUGGAAACGUCGAGUCUAUUGGUAGAGAUCAUAUGUGCCCCCCUGGCAGUCAUCAGUGGCAUCACGAUAUGUGUAUGGUUUGCACUGUAUGUCAGGAAUGUACGGGAUACUCGAUCAGCUGUUUAUCGUCCAUGAGACCCGAUCGCAAACCCGGACAAGAAUGCGGGUGUGGAGAGGGGGACAGUGGAUGCGCGAUGUGCGGUUGUUGUCGACUAUGCGCUCGCGACACCGUCGACAAUCGUCAGUUGGCGAUUCUCGGUCCUGAUGGUGCAGCUGAUCUUUCGGGAAUGAUGCGACUUGAUCUAAUCUUUCGUGAUAAGGUCAAAGAGUUUGUUCCACCGAGACAACGAACCAAGUUACAAGAGCAGAGUCGCCUCGAAGAACGUAAAAGUAGAGCGAGAAAAUCGAUCUCGGUGGCGGGAUCGAGCAAGCAAGUUACGGCAAAAUUGAAAAGCGUGCGAUCGUCACCUGCAAUAGUGCCUAGCACACCAGUGCAUCGCGCAAGUAAUUCACCAAAGCAUGGUAACCCAUUAGGAAAAGAAACUAUGGGUUCAGACGUAGAACGAGAUACCACUCGAAUUGCCUGCCUUCCUCCCGCCAAAAUACAGUUGCCUUGUGAUAGCCCGAUUACUCAAAUCGCGUGCGGUUUGCAUCACACGGUACUUCUACUGCAGAACGGACAGGUUUAUAGUUUCGGAUCCAACCAAUAUGGGCAGCUCGGUUGCGGCGAUAUCGCACCGAAAUCCUCCAUUCAAUUAGUAAAAUUACCUUGUAGCAUUGUACAUAUAGCAGCUGGCAGCAACCACACGGUAGUACUAACCGGCAAAGGCGAAGUGUACACCUUCGGCAAUUACCAGAAAGGACAACUGGGACGUAUUGCCACCGCGUCUUCGCCUCCAGACGCGCAAGUGGGUCAAAGUAACUCAUCCAAAUAUCGAGACCCUCGAUGGUUCGCAACCCCUGGCUUGAUACCGAAUAUUGGGCCGAAACAUGGGCGCCGAGCGACGUGGGUGGGCGCAUCGGGCGACCAGACAUUUUUAAAAAUCGACGAGAGCUUGAUUAAUUCCGUUAGUUUGGCGAAAUCUACGGUUACCGCAAAUAGGAACUACAUCAUUUUGCUGCCCAAUCAACUUGACAACGCGAACAGCUUUCGAAGCUUAAUCAUAAAUAAGCGCGAGGGAAAUUGUAAUUCGUUCAAAAGUAAAAACCAAGUGGAUUUCUAUAACAAAACUAUUUGCAUGGAUUCCGUUUACAAUAUUCUGUGGACUUACAAUGCGACAAACCACGACGUUACGUGCUACAAUAUCAUUGCAUCCGAUUUGAGAACGAAGAGUAUCAUAGAAACGAGCGAUAAGAAGUUAUUGUCCGAUAUUAAGAUGUUUUCGGUCGCGAAUACGACCAAAGACGAGAUCGAUCUUCCCGGAUUUAAUUUGUCCGCUGUUUUAAGCGCAGAAUUGGCGCUGCCAGUUGUUUCCAAUUGCCAUGUGACGAGACUACAAGCUGCCAUUAACUUGUUGUGCUGUCUGGACACGCUGACAAUAGCGCAUAAUUUGCAAAUGACCGCAAUCAAAGACGAUGUCGACGAUCGGCGAUUGGUCGCCGGUAAACAAUUUACCAGAGAAGAUUUCCAAUGUGUUAAUCGAUUUGAGAGUCACGGAGGUGGGUGGGGCUAUUCCGGUCAUAGCAUUGAAGCGAUAAGGUUUAUGGCAGAUACGGAUGUGCUUUUAGGAGGCUUUGGUUUGUUCGGCGGCAGAGGGGAGUAUACGGGUAAAAUCAAACUGUUGGAUAUCGGCCCGGAUGGAGGCGAACAAGAGAAUGACGGAGAAUUAUUGGCGGAAACGGACGAAAUUCCUUAUGAGUGUGGUCCUCGACAGAAAUAUCCGAUGAUGUUUGAGGAUCCCGUUCCAUUACAGGCACAUCGGUGGUAUGUCGCUUGGAGCCGAAUAAGUGGACCAAGUAGCGACUGCGGUUCGUCCGGUCAAACUAUGGUCACGACAGAAGACCAAGUGCUGUUUUACUUUAAGUCAUCCAAAAAGUCGAAUAACGGAACCGACGUAAACGCCGGCCAGAUUCCGCAGCUCCUAUACAAGGUGAUUACCGCUGAAAUACAACCGCCUCGUCGCCAACUCGACCUUUCCGAGCCGAUCCACAUUUUGUCCAAGGAUUUUUCGCGAACCGUCACGAAGGAAUGCAUACAAAGUUUAUUGUCGUUACUGCAGUGGUCGUGGAAUACCUUCAAGUUGGGAAUAAUGGACGGACAGGCCGUGCAGCACAUGUAUACGACGUUAGAAUUGGAGCGCUUGGUGUAUAUAAGUUGCGCCAGCUUGCGGUUGAUACGAACUUAUACCAACGAAAUCUACCCGUCGCAAAUCUCGAAGAAAGCCCCCUUGGAAAACGUACACUUGGCGGAAAGCAUAGGGGACGUGAGAGCGUUGCUGAAACAAAUUUUGUCGGACAUUUUACCCGCGACCAUACAAGGGAAAAAGUCAAGCAAGUCGAAGGUUACAAAGAACGGCAGCUAUCACGUUAGAAUGAUGAAUAGCAUAUUGGAAGAGUGCCAUGGAACGUUCGUCGCCUGUUUCCACGCAUUUUACCCUACAUCAUACCUUAAGUGGACGUGUUUAUGCGAUUUACUCGCCGAUAUUGAAAAGGAAAAUGACACUUACUCUAGCUCAAACAGUCAACGGCUUCUAAGUGCCGUUCUUUGCGCAUUAUGCAGUCCCAGCGUGCGACUAAGAACCACGUUUCCUUUGUUACCCAACGGCGCCAGUACAGAAAACUCGAUAAACCGCGGACUUAGUCCCUCUGACAAUACAGGCUUGCCGGCCAUGAACGGGACAGACUCGCAUCAUUAUCCCGUGCUGGUCGAGCAGAUGACUUACCGGAGUCAGAUGGAAGCGAACGGUCUGAGUGUAAAUUGGACUUGGAAAGAGGUUUUGGAUCAUCUUUUAAAAUUAGUAACUGAGCCGGUUAACCAAGUCCUCUUGGGGCACCGAAUAACAUACUUCGCUAAGUUGGUAAGGCACUGUUGCCAUUUACUUGCAAGAGUUGUCGCAGAAUUGGUACAUCAAUGUAGUUCCACGGAGGAAGAUCUUCAAAGUGCGUGCGGUCGAAUUCUGCACGUGACACCGUCAAGAUUUACAAGAACCAACCAAUCCAGAACGUGGAACACCGGUAAUGGCUCGCCCGACGCAAUUUGCUUUCAGGUGGACAGAACCGGCGUAUCAGUUGCGGGCGUCGGUAUCUACGGAGGAAUCGGUCAUUACGAAUACGAAUUGGAACUUUUGGAAGACCAAAGCUCGAUGAACGGCGCGGAUAGUCACACGCACACUCAACGUUGGAAUAGCUUGGAGAUCACUCGUGGCUCGUUCGGCCCUGAGGAUUUUGUUCCGGACAUUGCCGAGAUCAAAUUCGAUAAAGCCGUGCAUAUAAAGGAAAAUGUUAAAUAUGCCAUUAGAUUAAGAAAUCACGGUGGUAGAACUAAUAACGGUGAUGGUGGUUUAAAUUCGGUAAAGGGAUCUGAUAACACUACAUUUACCUUUUCUACUUGUUCGUUGAGUUUCAAUGGAACAACACUAACAAGGGGACAAAUACCGGUCAUUUUAUACUAUAGCAACCCGGUCGAGUGUGCUAAAGUUACCAGUACAAAAUUGGAACAACACGCUCGAAAGGGCGCGUUGUCUAUGACGUCAUCAAUCAUUCGCAGUUGUUGCAACCUGCUAGCGAUGGCCAGAGAGAAAGCCGAAGAUGUUUCUGCAACGGAAAUUCUAAGCAGCGCGUGCGUCGUGACAACUUUACUACCAUUACUUAUGGCCCACAUAAGCCCUUUGGCUUCAAGCGAUCCUCGGAACGCAGUCUACAUUUUAAACCUAAUUCAAGACAUGCUUCCACAUGUAGCCGCACUAAAUUUACUGUCUGGCACUGCAGUUCCGCCGCCAUACUUGGGCAGCUCGGGAGGAUCAGGAAAUCAUUUCGAAUCCAAUGAUAUUAACAAUACCACUAGCCAACAUUAUACAUGGAUACAAAGUGAUCACCCGUACAAACCAUCCACUGUCUCAAAUUAUCGGGUUGCCUUCCCUGAGACCGUAAGGUGGAUGUCGUUAGAGUUUGAUCCCUCGUGCUCGACAGCGCAGCCGGAAGAUUCUCUGCAGCUGUACGUCCCUAGCCUAGGCGGAGCGGCAGGUGUUAAAAAAGCCUCCGAGUCUGACGAGUACGACGGCUCACCUUUGCCUUACUGGCCUGUUUUGCACAAAUUUACUGGGUGCACACAAUGGCCUCAGUCGGCGGUAAUCUUACCAGGGAACGAGGUAAUAUUUUCACUCGAGACCGCCUCGGACUAUCUCAAAGACGAACGGGCCAGCUUUUACGGAUUCAAAUGCCUCGUAGUCGGGUACGAGUGGCCCUUCCCCGGAAUCUGCGGUCCGUCGACCGGUCUGAAACAUUUGGAGGCGGAACUAUCGUUUUUGGGAGGAAUGUGCUCAGCGAGUCUGAUUAAAAAAGAUCUUUUAUUGCCAAACGGAGACAGCGAUGGAAGCGAUCUUGACGUUGAAAUUGCGGAAUUGGUGGCGGCUCAUGCGUUAAACUCCCACGGUUCGUUACUUGGAAAGGGAUUGGCGUUGAGUAGCCCUCCGUCGGUCAAUCAAGCUCUUGAUGGCACCCUGCCAUACAGCAUACACUCAAAUGAGCGCUUAUUUCUUCGAGACUUUGUGGGAUGCGUCGCUGGAUCAAGUGGAGGUCGAUUGGCCCAAUGGUUGCAGCCGGGCAGUCGCGUGGAUCCAGCUCGGUGCCAAGUGCUAUAUUCGCGGGAAGAUCUACGUUGUGGGUGGCCAGCUAUUGUUACUGUCCUGACCAGAGACCAAUACUCUGACCUUGUGCACGUGCCCACGAUGAAAGUUGAAGUAAAAGCUAUUCCCAUUGAUAAAAAGGAGCUUGGCGAUCACGAUUUUGGUAGGAAGAUUCGUAGGGUGAGUUUACCGGACCCAUUGACGUUUGGCGGGUUCCCACCACCGCCGUUGCACCACGCGUACGAGCAAACCGUUCGCGACAAGAUGUGCUUUCACUCUAUCACAGUUAUGAAGGCGUACCAAAAUUAUUCUUUUGAGGAGUUAAGGUACACCUCACCACCCGUUAAGCGUUCAAGCGAGAACAUGCUAGUAAGACCUAACGGCGAUGGUACCUACAGCGCGACCUGGACGCCUGCGUCUGUGGGAUGUUACUCAAUCGUCGUUAAUAUCGACGGAUAUGACAUGGAAGAGGUUUUUAAGGUGGAAGUGAAAGAACCACCACAGGGCAUGACUCCGCCCACACAAAAUUUAGCCAAGAAACCCACCCAUCAGCCUAGCAAACUAAGAAAGUUCGUCGCAAAAAAUUCGGCUGGUUUACGGGUUAGAACUCAUCCCUCUUUACAGAGUGAACAAAUCGGAGUAGUGCACGUUAAUGGAACUAUCGCCUUUAUCGACGAGAUACACAACGACGACGGUGUUUGGUUGCGUUUAUCGCCCGAAACUAUUAAACAGUAUUGCACGGUUUCGGUGAUUGAAGCUUGGUGCCUCCAGUACAAUCAGCAUUUAGGAAAAACACUCUUGCUUCCCGUGGAAGAGCCAAAGUCGAUUUUAGACCAAGUUAUCACUGAAACUAUCAUGAGGAAGCUUCCCGAAAUACACGACAGGCGCAAGGCUUCAGCUGGAUUUAGUGGCGCGUACCAAGUUAUCAAGUGUGGAGCUUCGGGGCACAAUGUACGAGCUAGACCCAGCUUGAAAGCCGCUCCGGUUGGUAUGUUAGUUCUUGGUAACCGAAUUGGUGUGACAGAGUACGUUGUAAACUGUGACGGGUGCUGGGUUCAGUUGGACCAGGCUACCAAGGAGAAGUACUGUUUUAAUAUCGAUGGCGAAGCAUGGUCUUUAGCAAUGGGGCAUAACAAUGUUCUUUACAUUGGAACACUUAGUGAUAUGGACAAAGGUGAGUAAGGCAAGUACUUCAAGUGUUGGUCAGCCUUCUUUGCAGAUGUCGUUCCGCAACUUUGCGCCGACCAAGAAUCACCUCGUGUAAACUCAAAUAAACGAGGGUUCGACUUUACUCACAAUUCGGUUCCUAGCACCGGUGAGUCUACUUUUUCGUUCGGGGUAGGACGUCAGCCGCUGAAAACCCCAAUACCUAGCGCAGACGCCCUGGCCACCAAUCCGUUUGUCUUUGGAGACAAGUCUCAAGAUUCUCCCAAAGUCCCCAGAAGAGAGAAAUCUAAAGAUUGUAGCAAACCGAGCAGUGUUCCAAAGUGGGUUAAAAUUGACGAAAGCAAAAGGGAAGUGCCAUCUGAAUUCUCGGGCGUGUCUGUUAAAGAUCUCGUUAAAGCAAUUGGAGAAUCGAGAGCCAAUGGCAAUGGUAUCACUCCUCCUGAAACCCCAAAGAGGAACACCAGUCCGAGAGGAGGGGGGCAUUUAUCCCCAAAGGUUCCCAGUCGAAGCUCAAGUCCAGUGGCCAUACCUCCACCUGCUCGUACCUUACUUCAUGACAGUGGUAGUAGUAGUCCGCAAGGUUAUGGUUCGCCUCGUAGCAUCGGUAUAUCUCCCUUGGCGCGCAGGGGAUCAAAUCAGUCCGACACCAGCGCAUUUAUUAGCAGUCUCACAAGAGACUUGUCACAAUCGCCUAGCCAAGCGACGCAGCCGCGCGAUCUCUCCCCAAGUCCUAGUGGAAGUUCUCUGCAAACCAGAUCAGAUAGCAGCCCGCAACAGACGCCAAAUAAACGGCAACAACCCGCUGAUUUGGAACAAAGCCCGCGCAAACUAACACAGACCGGUACCCAAACUUCUCCGGAAAGUGGCAGUAACGUAUCGCUUAAAGGUCAUUUUUCAAUUGGAGCAGCUGGCAAAGAAGACAAAAUUUCACCAAAAAUGUUACGCAAGGAUAGAGCCCCGACUAAAGUUCGACCGAAAAGAGCAAUUUCACCAGCUAAUAUUCAACAGACCCCGGCUAGUACAAGUAAAGUGAACUAUCCGGGAAAUGCGAUCGUUAAGCAAGCCAUGAGCCCUUCGGUGGCCGAGUCGCUUCGUGCCGUAUUUGCAGCGUUUUUGUGGCACGAAGGUAUAGUGCACGACGCAAUGGCAUGCGCUUCGUUUUUAAAAUUUCAUCCAAGCUUACCCAAACAAGGCGCGUUAGUUGUCACACGUGGACCUUCCGAACAGGCAAUCGACAAACGUUAUCAAGAACUGACAAAAGAAGAACGCGCUCGCCAGAGGCAUUCUGUCGAAGUGAGCACCGCCGGUACCUACCUUCAUAUACAACCGUCGACUUUAGAAACGCUAACCAGAUCGGCCAUCAAUGCCAGCGCCAAUCGCAGUCGUAAUAGAAAAUUUCACGACGGUACCAUUAAAGAGGACGCAACCGCAGAUGGAGGUUAUGGAUAUCAAACGGUUUCGGUUUUGCCACCGGCACUUAAAUCAUUAGUCUAUCUAUGGGAGGAACUCACAGCUAAUUGUCUACAAGCGAUGACCCAACAAAUGAUGAUUUUGACCCCAGUUCAUUCAAAGGUAAAGAAAUCUGAAAAGGUUUCAGCUAGUAACUUUGACAACAAAGAAGUGAAAGAGAAAAAUACCAUCGCGGAUAAAGAAAACAAAAAGUGCAGAAAAAAGAAAAUUUUUCCACGCAAUCAUCUAGACGAGGUGGGCCUGUACAGCUACACAAACAUGACCAAUGUCGACAGGGAGACCUUUUGCGAAUUAUGCGGGGAAUUAUAUCCCCAUCCGGUCACCUACCACAUGAGACAGGCGCACGUCGGCUGUGGAUUGCAUGCAGGUGGCCGCGGCUACAAUUCGGGAGGAAAUUAUUGUCUUGGAUGGGCGGGGAAUUGCGGCGAAGGGGGAGUCGCUGGCAGUUCAUGGUAUCUUCUCUGCGAGACUUGCCGUGAGAAAUACACAAGGGCGUACCGUAGUGGCAAACAGGGAAAUCGAUCCCAUAAGGCGGUUAUAAAACGAAAGAAUACGUUUACUAAAGCAAUUUCGUCACCGGGAAGUGUUAAUCACAUUGAUACCCAUAUCGUAAUGAAGAAUAAUGCAAUAUUCUUACUGGAUCUGGCCAGUUCUGCCGACAUGGGUAUAUCACACAGAAGAGCGUCUAUGAGUACAAUGCCUUCGCUUUCGGAACACAAUUUACCGCCAGAUUUGGGCGGCCCGUUCAGUCCUUUGCCACCGUUUCAGUGUUUACAAGCUCUCGGCGCUUUGUCUCCCUAUGAAGAAACGCCCUUUUGCGAUGAAGAGUUGCGACGAAAAAGUGUACAGGAGGGUUUUCUUCCUGGUCCUUCGCAUGGAGUAAGGCCACUUUCCGAAGUAUCACUAUCCGAUAAUGACAUGGACGGUAUGAAAGGCUUGAGAUUUCACCGGUCUGUCUCAAUGGGCACCAAUGGAGCACCUUGGGCAAAAACGGGAUACGACGGAAGAAUAAUUAUGAUGCGCAAGCGCAACAACAGCAGCAGCGAAAUGAUUAGCGAAGGGGGAUCUUCUUUACUUUGCAACCCCUCAUCUACACUGCAAAAACUCGUCCCAAAUAUCGACAGCUCUUCAAUCGUGGCCAAUGCCCAAUUAAAUUCUCAAAGUCGGCAGGAGAAAUUGUCGUUACUGCAAAGACCAGUCAUGCUGUUUAUAUUACAACAGCACGACUUAGAUUCCUUGCAGCUCGCAAUGAAGCAAGCUUUAAGAAAGGCAAUGUGUAGAGUUUACGCGAUGCAAGCGCUCAAUUGGCUCUUAAGAUCCGUGACACAGCCAGUUUGUCUGCACGAUUUACUGUGGUGGUUCGUCACCUCACUCUCGCCCCUUGAUCUCGACUCCGAAUGCGAAGAUGACAAUAAACCUCAUAGGAAGCUGGACGAUCAGGAUCUGAACGUUUGCGAGCACCCCCUUUCUGACAUAACGAUAGCGGGCGAAGCAGUCAAUCCGCUUCCAUCGACGUUUCACGGACUUCUGCAAACCAUCGCGGAUCUCAUGGUACUUCUUCCUAUGGGGUCCGCCUUACAGCAAAUGGCGGUUAGAUGCUGGGGUUUGCGAUUUAUGUCGGCGGACCAUUCUUUCUUGCACAGAUCUCAGGUGUUCAGCAAUAUCAGCAAAAUUUUAUCGCGAAGUGAAGAGCUGGAAGAUUGCACAAUAUCGAUGCAGGAUAGUCACCAAGGGAACUUGAAUCAGCAGCUAGCGUGUACAGUUGAGGGUUUAAAAGAUCUCACUUCCGCCAUCGAAAUUAAAGCAUCCAGUCGACAAGCGAUGGUCGGCAGUCUAACCGAUAGCUCUACCGAAACGUUUUGGGAGUCGGGAGAUGAAGACCGAAAUAAAACCAAGAGUCUGAUAGUCGUUUGUGCUCAAAACCAUCAUCCGAAAAUGGUAUGUGUUCACAUCGACAAUUGCAGGGAUCUUGCGAAUAAGGUUUCGAGCGUUGCGUUUUCUUCUGGUCCCAAUUCCGACGAUUUUGUCAGAUUGAGGACAAUCGAAGUUGAAACUCGCCUGCUCGGCGGUUGGAUUAGUUGCGCCAUUCAAGAUGUCGAUCAUACCGUUAUACGUAUAGAACUAAAGGGGCCAGAUAAUUCAGUGAGGGUUCGUCAAAUACAAGUGCUGGGUGAAGUUACCGGUGAAUCGUUGAAGUUGGGAAAACAGUACAGCGCGCUAACGAUACAACAACGAAAUUGCGAAAGCGAAACUCUGAGAGUGUUCCGUCUGAUUACUUCGCAAGUGUUUGGCAAACUCAUUGUUGGUGAUAUGGAGGGGCACAAUUUGAAUAACUUGGAUAGUGGUUCCGGUUCGGCCAGUGAUGGUUUGGAACCGAUUGAGGAGAGUAACGAUUUAAGGGAACACAUGGUGGGUAUAUUAUUCAGCAGAAGUAAAUUGACACAUCUCCAAAAACAGGUAAUAGUGCACAUAGUCCAAGCAAUCCGCAAAGAAACUGCGCGAGUACGCGACGAAUGGGAAUCAUUCCUUUGCUCGGCAACAGCCGGCUCGGCGAGUUCUGGGCAAAGUUUAGACGCGGCGAAGAAUUCAGAUAACUACUGCUUUGAAAUGCUGUCAAUGGUUUUGGCCCUAUCAGGAAGUUCAGUUGGUCGCACCUACUUGUCUCAUCAAGGAGAUCUUCUGGGUGACAUAUUAAGCUUGCUGCACACUGGCAGCGCUCGGGUUCAAAGACAGGUAACCGCGCUACUUCGAAGAAUUUUGCCGGAAAUCACACCUGAAUUUUUUGCGAAAAUUGUGGGUGUCACCCAUCUACCCCCUAAAGAUUUUAGUAUCGUUUCUGUUGCAAAUAAAGGUGCGAACGGGGGAGGAUUUGACAUACACAGGAUUGGUAUGCUGGAUGUGUUUCUUAGCAUAAUCGGGAAGGCGCUCACAGUUCAAGUGAAAAUGAAGAGUAAAUCCGCAAACGGAGGGCCCGCCAAAGAAAUUAGCACGGUUACUUUAGCUACUUCUAUGCAAGGGAAGGAGCACCGCGGCCGUUGGUGGUUGAGAGGAACGACUAGCCGAAAGUUAGCCGAAGUUAUAGUGCAUUUGCUUAAAGAUAUGGCUGCAGGAAAACUGUCAGAACCUUGGGCUAAUGUGACAAAAGGAGCGAUAGCAGAAAAUAUUCUAAACCUAACUCACCUAACUGACGAACAGAGAGUUCCCACCACAUGUCUGCACACCCCCACUCUAUGGUUGGCGCUGGCGUCCUUGUGCGUUUUAGACAAAGAUCAUGUGGAAAGGCUCUCUUCUGGUCAGUGGAGUAACGCUGAUGGACAAGCAGUACCUCCAGGUCCCACCUGUACAAAUCACGACGAUGGCGAAACCAACGCAAUUAUACAGUGCAAUACCUGUGGAAAUUUAUGCGCCGACUGCGACCGUUUCUUGCACUUACAUCGCAAGACAAGAAUGCACCAAAGACAGGUGUGUAAGGAGGAGGAAGAAGCCAUCAAAGUUGAACUGCACGAAGGAUGCGGACGCACCAAGCUAUUUUGGUUGCUAGCAUUAGCAGACGCGAGAACGCUUAAGGCUUUAAUCGAGUACAGAGAGGGAAGCACAAGAACUCGAGGUUCGGCCACCAGCGGCGUGUGCAGAUUUUGCGGUGCCACUGGUAAUUCUGGAUUGCUCGCGAUUGGAAACGUGUGCGCGGACCAGGAGUGCCAGGAGUACGCCCGUACUGCUUGCACAAAGCUUUUAAAUUGCGGUCACAUGUGCGGAGGCGUGCAAGGGGAAUCAACUUGCCUGCUAUGUCUCCACGGAUGCUCUUCGGAUUCCUCAUUGAGACAAGACGCAGACGACAUGUGUAUGAUAUGCUUUACCGAGGCGUUGUCGUGCGCACCUGCGAUACAGCUUAAAUGUGGACACGUAUUCCAUUUGCAUUGUUCAAAAGCGGCACUUAUGAAAAGGUGGGCGGGGCCUAGGAUUACGUUCUCCUUCGCUUUGUGUCCCAUUUGCAAGGACAACAUCGAUCAUGUUAUGCUAAUCGAUCUAUUAACACCAGUUCAUGAAUUGUACAAAGAUGUCCGAAGAAAAGCACUGAUGCGGCUUGAAUACGAAGGGUUGCAUACGGUUGAGGCGAUUACAGCGCCCGGAACUCGGUACUACAAUGAUCCCGCGGCCUAUGCAAUGGACCGUUAUGCGUACUAUGUUUGUUACAAGUGUAGUAAGGCGUAUUACGGCGGUGAAGCUCGUUGCGACGCAGAAGUAGGUGAAAACUACGACCCAACGGAAUUAGUCUGUGGCGCAUGCUCAGAUGUGGCACGCGCGCAAAUGUGCCCCAAGCAUGGCACCGACUUUCUCGAAUAUAAGUGCAGGUACUGUUGUUCUGUAGCCGUGUUCUUCUGCUUUGGCACUACGCACUUUUGUAAUCCUUGCCAUGAUGAUUUCCAACGAGUUACAAAUUUGCCUAAAAAUGAGCUACCCAUUUGCCCUGCGGGUCCAAAGGCUAAACAAUUGGAAGGUGACGAAUGCCCGCUACAUGUCAAGCAUCCUCCCACAGGGGAAGAGUUCGCUCUGGGUUGUGGAGUUUGUCGAAAUGCACAUACCUUUUAAUUGUGCCUUGAAUGUACAAACUCAUAUUUUGUCAUCCCGAAAUAAUGUUUUAUUCCAAAAGUUAUGAAUGUGUAGGUUUGUAGGUAUGCAUUACCAUGGAGUAAAUAAUUACUCUAUGGUAUUACUGUUCUUAAUUGUGUACGUUUAAUAAAUAUGUGACUCGUGCUAG